CCACAAAUUUCACAAUGUGUGCUGCUCUGAAGCGGUUGUGUUACAUUGGAUUCCAUGUUCUUCAGGGUCAACAGCUGGCCAGUCACCUGGUACAAAGGUUUGGCUUUGAACUGUUUGCUAUACGGGAAGCAGAGAGGAAGAGGCAGCAGGCUUUCCGAAGAGGAGAUGCUAUUUUUGUUGUCAAUGAAGAGCAGGAGCUGACUGGGAAAAACUUUUCAUCUUCAGAUUUACCUUCAGACUGCUGUAAGCAUAAAGGGAUCCUGUAUGAUGUGAACCUGCAGUACAGAGUGAGUACAGCGUCCAAUAUUUGCUUUGAGGUAGACGAUGUCCCUGGCAUCUCCCGAAAUCUACAAGAGAAAGGCUGCAAGAUCCUUAUUCCUCCCUCCACUGAAGCAGAUGAAAAUGGCUUUGUUACUUACUCUGUAGUGAGAUCCAUUGUGGGCAACGUAUGCCAUACUCUUCUUGACCGAUCCCAGUAUGGUGGGCCAUUCUUGCCUGGUUUCUAUGAAGUUGAAGUUGCUCCCAAGAAAUGCCAGAAGGAGAAGGAGACCGUACAUUUUGACCACAUCACCUAUGCCUGUCCGCAAGGUAGCUCACAGGCUGUGCUGGACUGGUACAAAAACUGUUUUGGUUUCCAGCGCUUCUUCAUCCACCAGCAAGAUGACGCUGUAGAAGGCUUUCGAAUUCAGGGGGAAGACAUAGGCCUUCGUCUUACCGCCAUGCAAUACAGUGAUGAUCGAUUGUCACUCUUUGAGCAUGACUGUAAAUUUGUUCUGGCAGAGUCACUGCCAAGGCAAAGGAUGGGCCAGGUGGACACUUUCUUACAGCAGCAUGAAGGCGCUGGCAUCCAGCAUGUGGCCCUUUAUAUCACAGACAUUGUAAGUACUGCUGCAGCCAUGGCAAAGUCAGGAGUAAGCUUUUUCAAACCACCGGUAUCAUAUUACAAUGAGAAAAGCAAAGAGAAGGAGAUACAGCAAGUUGGGCAAGAUCUUCAGCUCCUGAAAGACUACGGCAUCCUUCUUGAUGCGACAAUAGACGACGAAGGACAGGACGACAGCCCUAGCAUGCUUGAGAAGCAAUACCUGAUGCAGAUCUUCACUAAACCUCUUUUUACAGAAGAGACCUUUUUCAUAGAGCUCAUUGAACGCCAUGGGGCUGCAGGUUUCGGCGAGAGAAAUGUCCGUGCGCUUUGGAAGUCUGUACAGGAUUAUAUGGAUCGGCAGCAAGGACCCACUCUACUUGAGAACGAAGCAUGACAAAAUGUUUAUUU
This is a messenger RNA of Protobothrops mucrosquamatus (brown spotted pit viper), 1270 nucleotides long. It is a transcript of the gene HPDL, whose product is annotated as 4-hydroxyphenylpyruvate dioxygenase like. NCBI's taxonomy places the organism in Eukaryota, Metazoa, Chordata, Lepidosauria, Squamata, Viperidae. The record is from RefSeq and is a predicted model, not a curated record. The transcript has a single exon. Gene Ontology annotation, molecular function: 4-hydroxyphenylpyruvate dioxygenase activity. Gene Ontology annotation, biological process: aromatic amino acid metabolic process. The coding region runs from base 15 to 1256 and encodes 413 amino acids.